Messenger RNA from Aspergillus homomorphus CBS 101889, 1356 nucleotides. RefSeq names its product putative monooxygenase. NCBI's taxonomy places the organism in Eukaryota, Fungi, Ascomycota, Eurotiomycetes, Eurotiales, Aspergillaceae. Gene Ontology annotation, biological process: secondary metabolite biosynthetic process. Gene Ontology annotation, molecular function: FAD binding; monooxygenase activity. The coding region runs from base 1 to 1356 and encodes 451 amino acids. The record is from RefSeq and is a predicted model, not a curated record. The transcript has 5 exons.
AUGGCCGCCUCGUAUCAUGUCAAGCAGAGAGAAACCCGGCUUCCGUCAUGCACAUUGGACAUAGUGAUUGCCGGAGCAGGCAUCGCCGGUCUAGGCGCUGCCAUCAGCUGCCUGCUAGCCGGACACAACGUCCACAUCCUCGAAGCAGCGUCAGAGAUCAAGCACGUUGGCGCCGGGAUCCAGGUCCUACCCAACGGCUCCCGGAUCCUCAAGCACUGGGGCUUAGAGGAGCGAUUAACCAAACACUGGGCCAAGGCCGAGGCCUACCGGAUCUUCGGCUGGAAGGGCAAUAUGAUCACGAGCAUGAAUUUAGAUGAAACGGCGAGUGCGUACCCGGGCACAUGGUUCCGGGCAUUCUAUCGCCCAUACCUGCAGCAGACCCUGCUGGAGCGUAUCGCGGAGUUGGGUGGGAAGAUAAGCUGCAAUGCUAGGAUUGUUGAUGCGGCUUUCGCUCCGGAUGGGAAAACGGCUACAGUCAUGACGGAGAAUGGCGGACGGUGGACGGCGGAUCUGUUUAUCGGCGCUGAUGGCAUUUUUGGGAAGCUCGCCGAUCAAGUCUUGGAUCAUCCGACGCCACCGACGAAGACCGGGGAUCUGGCGUAUAGGGUCCUGUUGUCUUCUCCGGAUGUUUUACGGGAUCCGGAGCUUGCGGAGUUUGUGACUAGGCCGAAUAUGAACUUCUGGUAUGGGCCGGAUAAGCACGUCGUGGCAUAUCCUCUGAGUAAGGAGCUUUUUAAUAUCGUGCUUCUGGCUCCGGAUGAUAUUCCGGAUGAUUCGAAGGCAAGCACCGUGGCUGGGAAUGUGGAGGAGAUGCGCUCUCUGUUUGGAGAUUGGGAUCCUCGAAUCUCGAAACUCCUAAAGCUAUGCAAAUCAGUUCACAAAUGGCGACUAUGCACCCGAUUCAACACUGGAGGCUGGUCCCAUCCAUCAGGCGCCGGCGUUAUGAUCGGGGACAGUGUCCAUGCGACCCUCCCUUAUCUUGCAGCGGGCGCUGGCAUGGCCCUCGAAGACGGUGCAGUUCUGGGUGAAUGUCUCUCCCGUCUUCCCAAUGAUGCCAACAUCACCAAGUCUUCGCGCGAGUUCCUUCUUGCGAAGCGACAUGCACUUGCAGUCUUCGAGAAAUGUCGCAAGCGACGGACAUUGAUGAUCGUGACGCGGUCAAACGAACAAAAGGACCUUGAGCAUCUUCCUGAUGGGCCGGAGCAGGAACUGCGCGACAGGGAGAUGCAGAUGGUUCCAACACCACCGGGGGAAGCAUUGGUGUGGCGCGAUCCGGGCAUUGCUCCCGAGCUCUAUGGCUGGGAUCAUGUUGUAGAGGUGAGUCUUUGGCUUGUCGUACGUUGUGGAGGGAGAUAG